Phyllotreta striolata is the source of this 1723-nucleotide messenger RNA. NCBI's taxonomy places the organism in Eukaryota, Metazoa, Arthropoda, Insecta, Coleoptera, Chrysomelidae. The record is from the annotation of a GenBank genome assembly.
GCCUAAAGUGGAAAUCAUGAAUUAUUUCGAACAAUAAACAACUCUAGACCUAGUCUAUAGUUUAAAUAUUUAGUUCCAAUUCUAAGGACAAACAAAAAUGCUUUUCAUAGGAUUUCUGCAAAUAACGUUUUAGGGAUAUGCCGUACAAUGAGCAGUGGAAGUAGCCAAAUAUGGCGACGUCGCAAUGGCACAACAUGGAUAAGGGCAGGGCUAGUCAUCUUCAUACUAGUCUUCAUAUGGCUACAGCUGAAUUUCCUGAGUUUCACUGGCUCUUCCCAGCAAUACUCGGAACUGAACGAUAGCAACGCGGCGAUCCUGAGCAUGGUGCCGGCGGUGCUGCACAAAUUCCUCUCUCCCAGACCUAAGAACUUCACCGUCACCUUCGCUAAUGGCACCUACGCAAACUUCUUCUACGCCUCCGCUCCGAACAUAUCCGAAAUGAAACGGAACAUAGCACAGUACAACAGACAACAGAUCGUUCACAACGAAAACAUCUUCGAACCUUUACAGAACGAUUCCAUCGUUAUAGUCGUACAAAUUCACGACAGGAUCACCUAUUUGCGCCAUCUUAUCGUCAGCUUAGCACAAGCACCAGGAAUCUCUCAAGCAUUGCUCGUAUUUUCACACGACUAUUACGACGAGGAAAUGAACAGUCUAGUCCAAAGCAUUGAUUUUUGCAAAGUGAUACAAAUAUUUUACCCGUAUUCUAUACAAACCCAUCCCAAUGAAUUCCCGGGGGAAGACCCGAGCGACUGUCCCAGGGACAUGAAGAAAGACCAAGCCUUAAUAAAGAAAUGCAACAACGCCCUCUAUCCCGACGUUUACGGACAUUAUCGUGAAGCGAAAUUCACCCAAACGAAACAUCACUGGUGGUGGAAGGCUAACAGGGUGUUCAACCAGCUGGACGUGACCAGGAACCACACCGGCCUCGUGGUGCUGCUCGAAGAAGACCACUACGUCGCCGAGGAUUUCAUUCACAUGUUGCGAUUGAUGGAAAAGACGUACAAGGAGUCGUGCAAGCAUUGCAACGUCCUGUCUUUGGGCACCUAUUUGAAAACGUACAAUUAUUACGCGGAUUCCAAAAAGGUGGAAAUCUCGCCGUGGAUAAGCAGCAAACACAACAUGGGAAUGGCGUUCAACAGAUCUACGUGGAUGCACAUCGUCGAAUGCGCGGCAUAUUUUUGUAAAUACGACGAUUACAAUUGGGACUGGUCGCUGCAACACGUCUCGCAGAAUUGCUUGAAGCAGAAGUUGCACGCCAUGGUCGCCAGGGCUCCCAGAGUCUUCCACAUUGGCGAAUGUGGCGUCCACCAUAAGAAAAACAACUGUAAAUCCACAUCGAUGAUAUCGAAGGUCCAGCAGGUCCUUAAGACGGCCAAAAGACAUUUAUAUCCGGACUAUUUGGUACUAACGUAUUCCACGAUAUUGAAGAAAACGAAAUUACGUAAGGGUAACGGGGGUUGGGGCGAUAGACGUGAUCAUAAGCUAUGUAUCGGCAUGACCAUAGGAGGGUAGUAGAUGUUUUUUAUUUUUGUUAUGGAUUAUUUAUUAAGUGUUGAGUAAUUUUAUUUAUUGUUGUUUUUACCUUAUUAUUUUUUUGUUUGUUCGUAUCGAAUUUUGAGUAUAUCGUUUUCGUUGCCAGUAACUCGGAUAUAUUAAGAUGUUUGUACUUGUGUAAAAUAUACAAUGAAAUAUAUUAAGUACCUGGUUUUUUGUAACUUUA